Molecule: messenger RNA, 5578 nt
Organism: Monodelphis domestica (gray short-tailed opossum)
Lineage: Eukaryota; Metazoa; Chordata; Mammalia; Didelphimorphia; Didelphidae
Biological process (GO): regulation of transcription by RNA polymerase II
Cellular component (GO): nucleus
Molecular function (GO): RNA polymerase II cis-regulatory region sequence-specific DNA binding; DNA-binding transcription activator activity, RNA polymerase II-specific
Source: RefSeq, a predicted model, not a curated record
GUCAUUCUUUCUUCUGCCUGUGGCUAUUGUCUCAACCUGACUCUGCAGGUUGUGCGGAACCAGGCCACGCCCACAUUUCUUUCCUAGAAGCGCUGGGGGAGGAGACGAGGAUGUCCCUGCCCCUCCCCCCACCUUGUCUUCUGACCAAAAGGAGCUCGGAACUGAGGACGCCUGGUGCCCCGGGACCCUUUUCUUUUUUCCCGAAAGCCAGGAGACCGGAGCGCCUUAAACUGAGCUGGGCGAGCGCAGGCACCACCAGCCCUCCGACCCGCAGGGGAGGGGCGGCGGCGGGGUCUUGUCGGGCCCACCAUAGAAUCAAGGCCAGAAAAGAUGGAGGAGCUUCACCAGAUGGACUCACUGGGGCUACUUUGCUGCCUCUACAGGGAGCCUGGAGUGCCAGGGAUGACCUUUGAGAGGGACAGACUCCCAGCCCAGGAGGCGGUGACAUUCCAGGAUGUGGCUGUCGAGUUCACGUGGGAGGAGUGGCGCCUCUUGUCACCUCCCCAGAAGGAGCUGUACAAGGAGGUUAUGCUGGAGAAUGUCUGGAACCUGCACUCUGUGGGGCUUCCAACUCCCCCAGAAGAUGUGAUCUCUUAUUUGGAUCUGAGGGAAUUCCCAUGGAUGCUUGAACAAGAUGGCCUGAGGAGCUGCUGCCCAGAAGGAAAGAUUAGACCUGAAAUGAAGGUGAAGCCAACAGAAAUGAGCCUUCCUGUAGAAGAAAUGGACCUACAAAGAUUCAUGAGUGAUGGUCCUGAUAACUUUUCUUUAAAAGAAUUCUGUGUUUCACCUCCUAAUUUAUCUCAUAUUGAACAUCAAAGAAUGUACACCAAGGAAAAAUCUAAUGAACAUAAUCAGAACGGAAAGACUUUUACAUAUAGGUCUAGUCUUACUGGACAUCAAAAGAUCCACAUUGGGGAAAAGCCUUAUGAAUUCAAGCAAUGUGGAAAGAUAUUCAGUCAGAGCUUCCAUGUUGCUGUGCAUAAGAACAUUGCGGUGAAACCUUAUGAAUGCAAGCAGUGUGGAAAGACAUUUACUUGUAGUUCCCAUCUUGCUGUUCAUCAGAGAAUCCAUACUGGGGAGAAACCUUAUGAAUGUAAUCAAUGUGGAAAGACAUUCACUUGUACCUCCCAUCUUGCUGUACAUCAGAGAAUCCACACUGGGGAAAAACCUUAUGAAUGCAAGCAGUGUGGAAAGACAUUCAAUCAGACUUCCAGUCUUGCUGUUCACCAGAGAAUGCACACUGGGGAGAAACCUUAUGAAUGUAAGCAGUGUGGAAAAACAUUCAGUCAAAACUCUGCUCUUGCUGUUCAUCAGAGGAUCCACACUGGGGAGAAACCUUAUAAAUGUAAGCAAUGCGGAAAGACAUUCAUUCAGAGGUCCAGUCUUGCUGGGCAUCAGAGAAUCCACACUGGAGAGAAACCUUAUGAAUGCAAGCAGUGUGGAAAGACAUUCAGUUACACCUCUAGUCUUGCUGUACAUCAGAAAAUUCACACUGAGGGGAAACCUUAUGAAUGCAAGCAGUGUGGAAAGACAUUCAGUCGGAGCUCCAAUCUUGCUGUACAUCAAAGUAUCCACACUGAGGUGAAACCUUAUGAAUGCAAGCAGUGUGGAAAGACGUUCAGUCAGAACUCUGCUCUUGCUGUUCAUCAGAGGAUUCACACUGUUGAGAAACUUUUUGAAUGCAAGCAAUGUGGAAAGGCAUUCAGGUGGAGUGACAAUCUUGUUGUACAUCAGAGAAUCCACACUGGUGAAAAACCUUAUAAGUGCAAUCAAUGUGGGAAGACAUUCAUUCAGAGGUCCAGUCUUGGUAGACAUCAAAGAAUGCACACUGGAGAGAAACCUUAUAAAUGCAGACACUGUGGAAAGACAUUCAGUCAGAGCUCCCAUCUUACUGUUCAUCAGAGGAUCCACACUGGGGAGAAACCUUAUGAAUGCAAGCAGUGUGGGAAGAAAUUCAGUCAUAAUUCAAGUCUCGCUGGACAUCAGAGAAUCCACGCUGAAGGGAAACUUUAAAAAUACAAGCUUUGUGGAAAGAUUCAGGUGUAGCAACAAUCUUGCUGUGCAUCAGAAUCCACACUGGGGAAAAACCUUAAAAAUAUAAGCUUUGUGAAAAGAUGUUUAUAUGUAGCUCCAGUCUUGCUAUUGUAUGAAGGGAACUUAACCUCUCCUGUCUGGGGCAACAUGCCUGGCAUGAGCCUCGACUUGACUCAGAGGCAAGAAUCAUGAUGGAAACCAUUGAGUGUGGAUAGAAUGGCAGCAGGAAAAGGCAGCAAUAGAGAAGAGGAAUGCCCCUCUAUGUGCACUUGUAGUUAAUACCUUUUUGUAAUUUGGGAUGGCUACAGCAGGGGCAGAUACUUAUCCUGUUCCAAUUUAGAGAGAUCUGACAUGUGCCAGACUCUAUUCUAAGUGGUUGAGUUUUUUGUCAGUUCUAUUAGGGGAUUAUCCAUAGCUAGGAAUCCACUGUCUACAAAACCCUGUUUGUCCUAGAAUUGCUCUAAUGUGAAUUUUAAAACUACCCCACCCUACUCAGACUGUACUUUAGAAGAUCUGAUUUAGCCAUUUCCUGAUUAGUAACAAAGGAGGUACUUGGUCUAACAGAAUCAAGUCUUGGGAACUCUACCCUUCACCCUACUUAGUUUAAUAAGGUCAGGAAUGUCUGCAUCAUACUCAAGGAUUAAGUAAGUGUCUGAGAAAAUGGCCUUCAACAGAUGUGCAGAAACUGCGGACAAUUGUAGGACAGAUAACUGCGCUGUCCUACAUCAAGCUAAACUAUCAUUGGUACAGAUGAGAUGCAGGAAACUGAUGUAAAACCGUCUAUAUAAGGCAUGUCACUUCCUCUCUUUGCACUCUUUUUCCGGAGAGGUGUUUCUGGUUGGCAGUGUACUAAGUGUUCUGAGAUCUUGGCGUUGUGACAGCUAUUUAUCUGGUUUUUUGGCAGGGAGUUUGCCCUUGAGCUAAUUCAGAUUCAGGCAUCUUGGCUGAGCCCUCUUGGAGUUCAGGCUGAUUCCUUCCUCUUUUACUCUCCAAAACCUUGCCUUCUAGAGCUUCUAAUCUUCCUGUCUGGCAUAAGCCAGGUGGGAGAAAUCCUACACCCUUUUCCUUCUCACUUCUUAAAUUUAUUUCCACCAUAUUAAUGUAAGUCACCAUACAUUUCCAGACUGACUUGGGUAAAUUUUUUUUUGUUGUUAUUUGGGACAUCCAUGGCGGCCAAUAAUUAAUAUAGUUUAUGUCACAAUGCUAAAAUUAUCCUUUACACUAAUCUGUUUCUUAGUGGAGGGUGUGCUUAACUUUUGAAUAUCCUCAAUGAGCUUAGGGGAAAUAAAAGGAGCACCAGGAGCUAAAAUGAGCCCAUAACACUUCACUUUGGGGAGACACCACUGAACUUUUGCCUCUGAGAUCUUGUUUCCUUACAUAGAUCCAAAAUACAUUUGCUUUUUUCUUGGCAUGUUGUGGCAUUUGGUGGGGACACAAGUAAAAUUACAAAAUGUAUCAGGUGUUUUGCUUUAAUCUAACUUUUUAAAUCUUGUGUUAAAAUGCGAGAAAAUAAAGUGAGAUUUUCAAAGCACCCUUGGGGGAAAAUAACACCAUGUCCCUUUGGGACCUUUCCAAGUGGAGGCAAAUACAUUUCUGGAAUCUCCUUAAAUGGGUAUCCAGAAAAAUCCUGAAUAGAAAUCUGCCAUAAAAUAUGAGGUAGUGCUAGGGAAAAGGAGAUAAUUGUGGGGGGCUUAAAACCAUAGGGUGUUUUGAUUGUUACAGCCCUUAAAUCUUGUACAAAUUGAUAGACAGGUUUUCUAUUUACAUCUAAUUUUGACUUUUUAACAGGCAAGAUAGGUGUAUUCAGUUUUACAUGGUGUUACCUGUUAUUCAAUUAAUUUUUCACUAUAGUAUUUCCAUCAGUUGCCUCUUUUGAUAGGGGAUAUUGAAGAAUGGAAGGAGGGUGAGCCACCUUUUGUUUUGAUUUGAUCAGGAACAACUGAUUUGAGUAGGCCUACAUAGGAAGAUGUGGCCCAGAGAGAUUCAAGUAUAUCAGCUGGUAUUUCAAAGGUGUGAAGUUUGUCUACCUUCUGUCUAAAAGUAGUACAGGGAGGAAAUUCAAAUAUUCCUCAGGCAAUUCUAGUGUCAGCAGCAUCUUGAGCACAUGUUAUUAUGAUUCUUAAGUUUACAUAAAAGUUCCCUCUAUGAUUAAUAGGGGAGCUAGGCAUUAGAAGGAAAGAAUGUUCUACUGAUAGAGGUACCACAGACACCAUUUGAGAGGAAAACUUUGGGACCUUCAGAGUUGCUCUGGAUACACCUACUAUAUUUAGGGAGUAAAUAGAACUGCACAUGGAAUCGGGUUUACUUAACACUGAUUUGGAAGCUUGUAAGACUUAAAAUUGUUGAAGGCCAUAAACUGGUGAUUAAAAUAGUGAAAGACUUGAGUUGUAGUACAUAUAAGAGUAGAUGUAAAUUGUGACCGCAGAAAAUAUGUUUCACUACAGUGUCUUGUUUCAAAUCAAUAUAUAAGGUGGUCGCCAGGAAAAUAUUCCCAAUUAUUCAAAUAUACCCAAGUCAGCUGGGUUUUAUAGAGACUUUAAUUAAUACAAAUGAGGAAUUAAAGAAAAAGAUAGAAAGAGAGAAAAAAAGGAAAUAAUGAGAAAGGGAUAAGCCGGCCCUGGCCAGUCCUGACCAACCCAGACCUAAGCCCUAAGAGAAAAGAUCAGUCAGUCCUUAAUCACUCACCACAAGAUCUGUCCAAGCAAGGAUUCUAGUGACACCAGGCCAGCUCCAUCUCAGUUGACUUCACCAGCUCAAUCCUCUAUCUGAAUGUCCCCGAGUCUCGAGAGAGACCCUUCAAGGCAGCCUUUUCCCAGCUGACUGUUUUUAGAGAGAGCUUUUCGUCUCUUUUUAAAGGGCAUUUUCUCCUAUGUCACCUCCCCUAAGUUUUUCCAUCUACCAAUCAUAGUAGACGUUUUCCAAAGGACAGCCCAUUCUGAAUUCACACCUGAGUAGACUAAACUUUUGAGUAAUCUACACCUGAGUAGACUAAAAUCUCUAAGUUCUCACCUCUUUGUUCCUUGUAAAUUCACAAACUGCCUGACCUUUAUAGGUACUUAGCACCCCUUUGUAUUAGUUCUAAAAAUAGGCAUGGCUUAAGUAUGGGUUUAAGUACUUUUCAUCAUUAAGUUCAGCAAGGAGUUUUCUCCCCUAAAGCAGGCUUAAGUACGGGUGUAGUAGAGGUCUCACAUUUCUGAUCUAAGUAGAGUUCACUGCCCAAAUGGGGAAUGGUCUUAAUCCAAUCUUAUGAAGUAGGGUCUGGGAAUAUUUAAGGUUCACAAUCCCCCCAUGAUGAUCAAUGGGAGACUAGUCUACCCAUUGAUCAUUUAACAUAAUCAUCUUGUAGUCCUAAACACACUUCUAACUAUAGAUAUACACAAUAUUCAAUUUUCUAAGAGAAAUUAGAGUAAUGAGGGAGGAAAUAGAAAAGAAAGAAAGCAAAACCAAUGUUUUGCUGGGUGCUUUGACAGAAAGCCAAAUUAGGGGCAGUCCCUUUUGGCAUAAAUGUGUACAUUUACAAUAAAUGUUCAAUCAAAGUUCAGUU